Durio zibethinus is the source of this 1860-nucleotide messenger RNA. The record is from RefSeq and is a predicted model, not a curated record. Lineage: Eukaryota; Viridiplantae; Streptophyta; Magnoliopsida; Malvales; Malvaceae.
AAUACUAAUACUAGUACUAAUUUUUAUAAUUUGAAAAACAAUGACCAACUAAGUGAAGGAAAGAAAUGUGAAAAAGGAAAAGGAGGAUGCUAUCGUCGCCAAUUUUCCAAAUGGAAUCCCAAAACGCCGACGAAGAGGACCAGUUCUUCGACGCACUCGACGACUUCCCUUUUUACGAUUGCCUUGCCUUCGACGAAUCAGAUUCUUCCACGUCCGACUUACCUUCUACUAUCCGCCAUCGGGUCUUCUCUCGCAGAGGAAUCUCCUCCAAGGAACCCGGCGAUUUACUUCCAGAAGCUUCCACCAUCGAAGACCACUCGAAAACCAAUUUGAGAGAGCCAAGGUCUAAGUUUUACCGCGAUGUGAAGACAAAUGAUCACACUUUCGAGAUAACUGAGUCAACUCGCGAUGGCCUCAACUCGAACCGCGUCAUAGAAGAGAAAAGCGACGUCGAAUCCACGGUCACCACUGCGAGAAACGAUGAAUUAGUUGACCGAGCCCGUAACUCGGCUGAUUUGGGCGCUGAACUAAGUGAGUCACUAUAUUCUUCCUCGAGUUUGCUAGUGUUUAUAGCUGGUUUAAUGAUAAAGGCAAUCGGGUUUCAGUUAAAUUUGCUAAUAAGCUUCGUUACGUUUCCUCUGUCAGUGUUAAGCUCCUGCUACAUGUUUAUUAUUGAUCCUUUUCAAGCUUUGAGGAAUGGUAGAGCUUAUAUAAUCACAAAGUUGUUAAAUAUAUGGAAUUCUAUUUGUGGGUAUUUUAGUCCUUUGAUGUAUGAGUGGUUAAAGGAUUUUAAUUCUAUAUGGAACCUUGUGUUCCGAUUUGGGUGGGGAAUGUUUUGGGCUACAUAUGUAGGCUGUGUUUUAUGUGGGUUAUUGUUUACUUCACUUGUGAUUAGUGGGGUUUUGAUGAGGUAUUUGGUGGAGGAACCAUUGAAGAUAAAGGAAAUGUUGAACUUUGAUUUUACUAAGAGUAGUCCGGUUGCAUUCGUUCCUGUUGUAUCUUGUGCUGCUGUUGGUUGUGGCAUGAAAUGUAUGGAGAAGAUAGAUGUUGGGAAGAAUGUGGGUUCCCGAGUCAUACCGCCCGAUCACAAAUUGCAGGUUACGGUUUCUUUGACAUUGCCAGAGUCAGAGUACAACAGAAAUCUUGGGAUGUUCCAGGUCAGGGUAGAUUUCCUGUCUGUUAAUGGUGAAACUCUCGCCAGUUCAAGCCAUCCAUGCAUGUUGAAAUUCAAAAGUGAGCCUAUCCGCAUUCUGUUGACAUUCUUUAAGGUUACUCCUCUUAUCACUGGCUAUGUUUCAGAGGCACAGACUCUGAAUCUGAAGAUUAGAGGUUUGAAUGAAGGAAUUGUGCCUACUGCUUGUUUAAGGGUAGUACUUGAACAACGAGCGGAGUACAGGCCGGGUGCUGGUAUUCCUGAACUAUAUGAUGCGUCCCUCAUCCUUGAUUCUGAGCUUCCUUUUAUAAAAAGAAUUAUAUGGUACUGGAAGAAAACUAUAUUUAUAUGGGUCAGCUUGACAUCAUUUAUGAUGGAAUUAUUGUUUGCUUUAGUUUGUUGUAGACCUAUACUCAUUCCAAGAACAAGGACAAGAGAUGGUUCUGCUAGCAGCAGUUCUACACAGAAUAGAUUGCAAGCACAGAUUUGAAGCACUGCAGACUUGAUAAUAAUGCAAUUAAAGAUUUACCUUAUCCUUUAGUUUUCCCCUGAUUUUUUAAAUCUUUUUCAACUCUGAUGUACAAUUGUAUAUAUUUCUUCUUUUAAAUAAAUUGAAAUGAUUGAAGUUUUUGUGUUUGGAGUUGUCUUAGGUCUAAUUCCUAUUACUUUGGCUGGAUUAUUCAUAACCGCAUAUUUACAUUACAGAC